Molecule: messenger RNA, 1548 nt
Organism: Zophobas morio
Lineage: Eukaryota; Metazoa; Arthropoda; Insecta; Coleoptera; Tenebrionidae
Product: UDP-glycosyltransferase UGT5-like
Exons: 3
Coding region: 1-1542 (513 amino acids)
Molecular function (GO): UDP-glycosyltransferase activity
Source: RefSeq, a predicted model, not a curated record
AUGGAAGUACUUUUCACGUUGUUGUUUUUACUCGGUCUAAGUACCGUUCAAAGUGCCCGAAUUUUGAUAGUUUUUCCUUUACCCGAACGCAGCCACUACAUCCUUGCAAGCUCCCUAGCAAAAGCUUUAGCAGAGAAAGGACAUGACAUAACCAUGGUAAGCCCUUUCGUGGAAGCAAACCCACCCACAAGCUCGUAUAGAGAAGUACAACUCACUGGAGCUUUCGAAGACAUACAAGAAAAACAGAGCAAAAACGAACUCAACUUUUUUACUAUCGAGGGACCAAACCCUUUUCUGAAUGCCGUUCGUCUAGCUAUGACAUCCGACGAAGUCGAAUCCGUCUUCAAACACCCAAAUUUUCAAAAAUUGAUCAAGUCGAAGGAAACUUUUGAUGUUGUAAUAGUGGAACAGUUUCUGAAUGAUGCAUUACAUGCUCUAGCCACACAUUUUAAGGCACCUUUAAUCAUAUUUAGUUCUCUUGGAGCGAAUUUCUGGGUUAAUACGUUAACGGGAAACCCGGCUCCGACAGCAUAUGUACCUGACACUCUUUUGAAAUUUUCGGAAAAAAUGACGUUCGUUGAAAGAUUGGUGAACACGUGUACGUAUAUUUUGAACGAAUUGGUGUACAAGUUGUACGUUUAUCCCAGACAAAGCGACAUAGUAAAAAAAUAUUUACCAGGUGGUCCACACAUCGACGAUGUUAUCUACAACGCGUCUAUAAUUUUUUUAAAUUCGCACCCUAGUACCAGUCAGGCGGUACCGCACGUACCUAAUAUGAUUGAAAUAGGCGGGAUUCACGUCCAAACACCAAAAGCACUCCCGCAACAUCUGCAAACUAUUUUGGACGACGCCAAAAAAGGGGUUAUUUAUUUCAGUAUGGGUUCCAACGCCAAAAGCUCGCAGUUUCCUAAAGAGAAACUUGAAGCUUUUUUGAAAGCGUUUUCGAAAUUGGAAGAAACGGUUUUAUGGAAGUGGGAAGACGAUAUACUUCCGGAGUUGCCGACAAAUGUAAAAACUGGAAAGUGGUUGCCACAACAAGAUAUCCUAGCACACCCCAAUGUCAAAUUAUUUAUAACACAUGGUGGUCUUCUAAGCACGACGGAAGCUGUUUAUCAUGGUGUUCCGGUCUUAGCGAUUCCGAUUUUUGGGGAUCAAACCAUAAACGCCAAAUUGGCUGAAAAUAAUGUUUAUGGACUCGUGUUACCGUAUGAGGAAAUUUCGGAACAGUCUUUACAGAAUAAGAUUCAAGAAAUUUUGAAAAAUCCGAGAUAUAAAACUAACGCUAAACGAAGAUCGAAGAUAUUUCAUGAUCGUCAUGUUGGUCCGAAGGAAACAGCUAUAUAUUGGGUGGAAUACGUCAUCAGGCAUAAAGGGGCGCCUCAUUUAAGAGUGGCAGGGGUGGAUAUGCCUUGGUACCAAUAUUUUUUGCUCGAUAUUGUAAUUUUCAUGUUGGUGUCAAUCACGAUAACGAUUUUAAUAAUAAGGAAACUUUUUUGUAGACUAGUUUUAAAAAGUAAGCCACAGAAAAUAAAGACGAAUUAAUUAAUU